Messenger RNA from Oreochromis aureus, 5580 nucleotides. RefSeq names its product anoctamin 10b (gene ano10b). Lineage: Eukaryota; Metazoa; Chordata; Actinopteri; Cichliformes; Cichlidae. Gene Ontology annotation, molecular function: chloride channel activity. Gene Ontology annotation, biological process: chloride transmembrane transport. The record is from RefSeq and is a predicted model, not a curated record. Bases 213 to 2303 code for a protein of 696 amino acids. The transcript has 16 exons. Gene Ontology annotation, cellular component: plasma membrane.
GGAGGAGCCUGAAUAGAAACCAAACAACUCUCCACACCCUGUGGCCUCUGGGAAGUUUCUCCGCAUUCCUGCAAUAGAUUCAGACAUACACACCUAAAAAUUAAUAGACAGGAAGCUGGAAGGAACCUGAAGCUGAGGCUGGGAGUUUGGAGGGGCUACUGCUGUAGGACUGGAGACCAGAACCUCAUCAUCCCCGCCCUGCCAGUCUCAUCAUGAGUAAGGCAGGCGCUGAUGAAGGUGGAGCUGGGGGCUGCGGUGACUCAGCCAGACAGCUGGAGGCUAAAGAUGAAAAAGGAGGAACGUUGCUGAGCAAACUGCCUGCUGGACCCGGCUGGACCAAAGUUAGCUGCCCCUGCUGCUUCUCAGAGCGGGUGGAGCCGCUGGUUGUGGUGAAGCUUGGCGGGAAAGUCGGCCCCGAGACGAAGCGCUGGCUCAUCAAGAUGAUUGGAGCUCCUCAGAAAGAUGGAGGCGCUGCAUUACUGGCCCACCCGGGUGAGGACGCCAGCGGUGAUAUCAUCGUGGUCUCGGCCCCCCGCUGCACGUUACUUCGAGCCGCUGAAGAAUUGGGUCUUUGUAAGACUUACCGCAGCGGGGACAUGGAGGCCUUCUCCUACAAUGACAGAGACAACUUUAAAGAUUCAGAUAACAUGGAGGCGUUUCUGACGCUGGCGGAGCGACAGUACAUAGUGAAGUAUGAGCUGGAUGGACUGCGGGCGCAGAAGGACCUGAGGAUACCCGGCCUGCCUGAGAGCCGCAUGCUGCAAAAAAGAGACAACAUCUGGCAGAAGCUAUCCUCAGCCGGUGUUGUCGUGGACACGUUUCCCCUCCACAACCGAAAAAAACUGAAGGACCUCGGUGAAGCCUGGUACUCGGGGAAUCAGCUGGCUCAGCCACUUGAUUCAGUCAAUGACUAUUUUGGAAGCGCUGUGGCGUUUUACUUCAGCUUCCUUGAUUUCUACACCUGGUCUCUGCUCACACCUGCAAUACUGGGCCUGACCAUCUCAUACUUCUCAGGUGAGGCUCAGAAGGAAAUGGUGGAUUCGGUCUCGGGAUCAAAGGUCAUAAUUAAUGACGAUGACUCAGGACCGAUGAUCAGCGGCCACAUGCUUCAGGCGAUGUUCAGCAUGAUCUGGUCCACGGUGUUCAUGGAGCUGUGGAAACGUCGGAGCUCCUCGUUGUCGUACCGCUGGGGGACCAUGAACCUCGCAGAGCGUUUUGCAGAGCCCCGGCCCAAUUUCCAUGGUGACCUCGGGGUAAACCCCGUUACAGGUCGCAUGGAGCCUCUUUUCCCUGAAUGGAAGAGAGACCUGCGUAUGGUGCUGGUGUCCGUCCCAGUAGUGGGGCUGUUUCUAGGGCUGGUGGUACUCGGUAUGAUGUGUUUCUACUGGGGGGAGGCCCAGGUGAAACAGCUACACAAAGACUGGGACUCCCUGCUGUCUCAGGCUUUGCUCUACAUACCCUCAGUGCUUCACAUCGUUUACACAAACAUGCUAGGAAAUGUUUACAGGAACGUAGCGCAGAGUCUGACUGAAUAUGAGAACCACAGAGAGGAGUCAGCCUUCGAGAACCAUCUGACAGCCAAGAUUUUGGUGUUCACCUUCUUCAACAAUUUUGCCGUGCUCUUCCACAUUGCCUUCUUCAAGCAGGAUGUGCCCCUGCUUCGUAAGCGCCUGGCGUCUUUGUUGAUCGUGAGUCAGCUGGUUAACCAGGUGACAGAAGUGGUUAUACCUUUCCUGGUGGACAGAUUCAUCAGCGCCCCCCACAGGACAGAGAGUGAAGAUGACCCUCAGGAGGACAAAUUCCGGAACCAGAGAACCCUGCCUGUUUUUCCUGGCCUGUUUGCAGAAUAUAUAGAGCUCUUGGUGCAGUUUGGGUAUUUGAGUCUUUUCUCCUGCGUGUAUCCUCUGACGGCUGUGCUGCUGCUCAUCAACAACAUAACGGAGAUCCGAUCGGACGCCUAUAAGAUCUGCAACCUCUUCCGCAAGCCCUUCUCCCCUCCUGUGGCUAACAUGGGCGUGUGGCAGGUUGCUUUCGAGGUCCUGAGUUUUGUCUCCGUUAUUUCUAAUUGCUGGUUACUGCUGCUGUCACCACGGUUGCAAGAGCUGUGUCGGGAGGGCGGCCUGACCAGCACGAACGUCCUGCUGUUGGCUGUUUUGGGGGAGCACGUGCUGAUCUUAAUCAAGUUUAUUAUGGCAGCCCUGAUUCCCGAUGAACCCGACUGGAUCAGGAAGAAGAGAGAGCAAAUGGAGUACACAUCCAUGCAGGCCCUGAAAGAACAGAAGCUGCAGCCUGAAGUGUCCUAGCUGUGUUUCAAGGUUGAUGAGAUGGUGCUUGAUGUCAUUGGAGGCCACCAUCUUUAGCGUUGUGUGGAACCCAGCAGGAGAAAAGUAGUGGAUCUCCAGUGGGUCCACGAUGCUUACUGCUGUGCCCCUGUGUGAUCCCAAAGUGUUUCUGCAGCUCUUUUCUCACUGAUUAAGCCAAUGCUUCUGCGAUGUGGACACUUUGAAAUGCAGCUUCAUAAUAUCCGUACACUCCAAGUGCAAUUGAAACAGCAGCUAAAUAGUUUAUCAGACAGCAUAGACAAUGUAACUGUUACACUGCAGGUGAAGGCCAAAGGUAUUUUUUGCAGAAACCCUCUAUAAAAUGUAAUUAAAACUUUCGCCACAAGGUGGCAGCGAUUUAUAAGAAAAUUUCAGAGUAGUUGUCCAGCCCGACCAGCUUCUUUACCGUUGCUAUCUUAAAAUUUGACUCCUAAUUAAUCUAAUGUUUUUAUUUUUUUAAAGCAUGGCCUGUUCUUUUCUAGUUACCAAAAUAAGUGGGCAAGUAAGAUAGUAACACAAACUGUGUGAAUGUUGAGCUAACUCUAGCUUGAAUAAUUGGAUGACACACUAACUCACUGCACCAUCUUGUGGUUCAAAGUGGUAUUACAAUUGAGCGCAGCAAAGCCUAAAUUUCACUUUAUUUGAUAUCUCUUCAUCGUGAUACAUAUACACAGGGGUUUAAGUGGGCUGGAUCGAUCCAGAGUGGCAUUCUAGCACCUUCAGUUAAUGAGUAAUGAAAUCUAAUAGGCAGGUUACUACUGAAAUAAGUUAAUUUUUAAUGUGCUGCAGCCUAGUGCUGCUUUUAGUAAUGGGAUGGAGACAGAUCCCAAAACCUGGUUACACACAUCCCUUUCUCUUUCUCAUACCAUUCAUGGUGCGUUCAUGGUCCAGAUGCAAAGUUGUGGUCACAGUACUUAGAUUACAUUAAAAGUAAUGAUUUGUAAGUGGCAGGUAAUUUUAAAGCAAACACACAAACUGUUUCUGUGCACUUUGUCACAAAAUCAGUCUGUGAGCUAAAUUUACAGCUGCUCUAUUUCUCACGGGGGGAAUUUUGUUUUUUAAUGUGCGACACUGAGAGAUUGAGAAAGAUGUAAGAAAGAGAGGAAAGGAGAGGAAGGCGAGAUUGUUUUCAAAUGUAACCACUGCUCAGCAAGUGACAUUUUAUAGAGUGGAAAUUGAAGUCGUACAUGUAAUGUCUUCAUUCAUUUGAGAGAUUUUUAGGGUUUUUUUUACAUGAUGUUUUGCUGCAUUAUGUUUUUGUGAAACAUGUUGCAAAACAAAUUGAAGUAUAAUAAUUUUGUAAUUCAAAAGUUGCAGGCGGCUUAGUGCAGGGUAAACUGGUUGGGUUUAUGUAAUGUGCAGUAUAAAAGUGUGCAGUGAUGUUGGGCUGGUUACAUCUAGGUUACUGUUAUUAGUUUACAUCAAGGGUAGCAGAUAUCAGUUGAUAUUUAAGAUGAUGAUGUUGAACUUUACCUCUUAGCUUUAUAAUGUGUCGGGGUUGGAAAUCAGCCGUAUAGCUUAUGUAACAUCUAACUUGUUGAAUUCAGAUGGAUAAAACCACAAUGAGCAGGGAAUAUCAGAAUAGCAGCACAGGACAAAAAAAUCUACUGGGACUCACAAGGCAGAAUAUUAUACAACUUAUUUCUAAUUAAGUCGUUCUUUUUCCCUAUGCUGCACUUGAUCUUAGGGUUCCCACAUCUGCUAAAUCCCACUUUAACUCCAGCAUACCCAUGGACAUAUAACAUCAUAGUCUGUUUACACUUUUAAUUAUUUUUUAAAGGUUUUAAAUUCUUUUUAAAUUGUUGUAUUUUACAAAUAGACUACAGUAAAGCGGGUUUUUUAAAGGAUAAUGUAUACAGCAUGUAUAAUCAAUAUUUGAGAAAGGCCACUAGCAAUUCUAAAGAUGGGCAGUACACUUAAAAAUAUUUUCCAUGGUUUUCUCUCUGGGGUCUUUUUCUUCUCACUGCUGCCACCUGGUGGUAAGGUGCAGUUCGGGAUUCAUAGUUUGUGACGGUAUCUUCAAUGGCGUAAAUAUCAAAAACCAACAACUGUCCAUGAAAAGUUAGCCUUUAAAGCUGCUUGAAUCAAUACUUUGCAUACAUGCAUGUCUACAUGCAUGAUUUAAAUGCUCAUCCAUGUUUACAGUCCUCUCAAGGCACAAUUCUAAAUAGAUGCUAAUGCCACUGUGUGCUUGCUGGAUGGGAAACAUUUUUUGUGCUGACACCAAAAAUUGAUUAUUGCAGCUUUUAAAACCUCCAGCUUGAACUUACAGCUUGUAUUUUUAGGAGUGAUGACAGGUGAGUUUAGUGAGUAUUGGAAACGAAAAAGCAAAAAACAGUGGUGUACUUUACCCAGUUUUUUAUGAAUAAGCUGCAGUAAUGAGUUUGUCAUCCAAUAUUUUGCUAAAUGUACUUUUAUGCAAAGGACCAAACAAUAGGAAAUACUUUGGAUACUCCCUUGAAGAUACUGUCAACAUGACAACUAUAAUAGCUACUUUCAACUGUUUUCUUGUCAUAAGGGGUUACCACAGCAGCUAUCUUCACAGCUGAUCUCACAGUUUUACACCACAUGCACUUCCUGACAUUUAGCAUGAGCUAAAUAGAGUAAACUGUGUGCCAAUGUUUGCACUGAAAGCAGUUAGGAGCAACCAAAGGAUCGCUAUGUGCUUUGCUUUUAGAAAUGCGUUAUUUUUGUAUGUGUGGGUUUUUUACUUGCUUGUUGAAACCUUGUAGUCUGUAUCACUAUACGAGUGUUAUUGCACUGUUUAGUGCAGGUUGAUCUGAGAUAUUAUGAGAAAUGUGCAGAAUGUGAAGCCACUGGGGGAAGCCCACCAUCCCCUCCGCACAUGCUGAACAGUGGUGUCUUGUUCUUAGAUAAGUUAUUGUAUUAUUUUUAGGCGUUAGUAGUCUUUUCUGCCACCAGGGGGCACCACACACAUUUUCAUUUUACCUACAUGCAGCUUUUCAAAAGCCUGGUGCCUGCUGAAGGACUGAUUCAGCAAAGGUGCUGAUAAAUGGUGAGACUUCCUCAAGAGGCUGCAGGUGCACAUGUGCAAUCCUGACACUAAUCGUACCUGUGUGUGUUUGUGUGUGUGUGAAGUGGUCACAAGUUAAUGAAAAGAAACUUUUAGACAAGGAUCGGGGUUUCAGCUCUGACCACAGCAUUUGCUGUCUGUCUCAAUAAACUGACAGAAGAAAUAACUUGUUGUGAAGUUCUUGUAUUUGAUUAUAUUGAUCACCAGAAGACUAACGGACAACAA